GCGCGCUUGUGUUUCGCAAGCAAGAUCCGUCAGUCGACGGGCGAGCCUCAUGCAUCGGAAAGCCGUGUACGUGGCCGCGACGCGCCAGCACGUUGGCAAGACGAGCACCUGCCUCGGGCUGCUCCAGGGCCUUACCAACCGCUUCGAGAACAUUGGCUACAUCAAGCCCGUCGGCCAGCAGUCCGUGCUCGUGUCCGGAAACCUCCGCGUCGACAGGGACGUCCGCGUCGCCAAAGAGGUCUUCAACCUCAAGAACUGCGACUACGCCGACAUGAGCCCCGUCGUCAUUCCGAGCGGCUACACACGCGAGUACCUCGACGGCAAAAUCUCGCUCGAGUCGCAGCUUGAGAAGAUUAGCUCGAGUUUCAACCGCAUCGCUGCCCGCAACGAUUUUACCGUCGUGGAAGGCACGGGGCACACGGGCGUCGGAUCGAUCGUCAACGUCAACAACGCCCGUGUCGCCGCCGAGCUCGGUCUGGACAUGAUCCUCAUUGCGAACGGUGGCAUUGGCUCUGCGUUUGACGACCUCGCGCUCAACCGGGUCAUGUGCAAGGAGUAUGGCGUCAAGAUUUGCGGUGUCAUUCUCAACAAAGUCCGCGCCGAUAAAAUGGACAUGAUGUGGGACUACUUCCCAAAGGCUCUCAAGCAGUGGGAUGUGCCCCUCCUCGGUGUCGUGCCCGACCUCCCACGCCUCGCGCAGCCGUCGAUGCUGGACUUCGAAGAGUUGUUUGGCACCAAGCUCCUGAGCGGCUCGAACCGCCGCAUGACGCAGUUCCGCAACAUCUCGCUCGUCACGUCGGGCUUGCGGCGCUUCCUCGUCAAGCUCUCGUCGCACGAGUUUAAUGACACGCUCUUCGUCACGCACGCGUCCCGGAACGACAUCAUCCUGGGGUUUCUCUCCCACAGCCAAAACUACGAGCUCAAGACAGGCCGCGAGUUUGGCGGCGGCUUGAUCCUCACGGGCCGCCCGCCCGUGGACCAGCCCCAAGACUACAUCAUGGAGAUCAUUUCUCGGUCGACGUCCCCCGUGUUGUAUGCACCGCUGACGACGUACCGCGCCAUGGACCUCAUGACGGGGUUUACAGCCAAGUUUAACGCGACGGACGUCGGAAAGGUCCUGACGUGUGCCAAGCACUAUGAGAACUUUGUCAAGUUUGACACUCUCCUGCAAUAAUAUGACACGUGAUGACGCGAA
Saprolegnia parasitica CBS 223.65 is the source of this 1195-nucleotide messenger RNA. RefSeq lists its product as hypothetical. NCBI's taxonomy places the organism in Eukaryota, Oomycota, Saprolegniomycetes, Saprolegniales, Saprolegniaceae. The transcript is spliced from 7 exons. The coding region runs from base 50 to 1174 and encodes 374 amino acids. The record is from RefSeq and is a predicted model, not a curated record.